AUAAAACCCCAGUCCUCCCGCCCGCGCCCGCCUCCGCCUCCGCCUCUGUCGUCGUUGAUAUAGAGGUCCCCCAGCUCACGGAAAGCUUCGAUUCCAUCCGCUCGCGCGCCCUCCCUGCGGUCGGGUUCAGGCCGGCUCGGCUGUAGUUUUGGAUCGGAGUAACGGAGCAAGCAUGGCAACGGACCAGCCGGUGAUCAGCCUGCGCCCGGGCGGCGGCGGCGGCGUUGGCCUGCGCGCCCCUCGCCUCUUCUCCGCCGCCUUCGCCGCCGGCGGCUUCCUCGGACCGCACGGCGGCGCGUCCUCCGGCUUCGCUGCCAAGCUUGGAGAUUCACAUUUUGAGCCUCUCGAGUGGAUUCACUACACAAGAGAUCAGCUUCUUGAACUGCGUGAGAUUGUUGAAAUAACUAAUGACAUCUUGAAACUUAAGCAAGGUAUUGAUGUUGAACUCCAUGGUGAGGAUCAAAAUUGGGCUGGCAAUGACUCAAAUGUACAAACUCAGUCAUAUAACCGCUAUACUGAGACAGACAGCCAUGACUGGCGUUCACGUUCGCAAACUCCUGUUGUUAUUAGUGAAGAGAAGUCUUGGGACAAGAUCCGUGAAGCUAAAGAAUCCUACGCUUCAAGUGGAAAGCAAGAGCAGUCAAGUUCCCAGUUUGGUGCUAAAGCUCAGGCUGGUCCCACCCAUGCUCUUGUCAAGGCUGAAGUCCCUUGGUCAUUCCGCAGAGGAAAUCUCUCCAACAAAGAGAAAGUUCUGAAAACAGUGAAAGGUAUACUGAACAAAUUGACGCCCGAAAAGUUCGAUGUUCUGAAGGGCCAGUUGAUAGAAGCGGGCAUCACUUCAGCUGAUAUUUUGAAGGAUGUUAUUACUCUCAUAUUUGAGAAGGCUGUUUUUGAGCCCACCUUCUGUCAGAUGUAUGCUCAACUGUGCUCUGAUCUCAAUGAGAAACUCCCAUCAUUCCCUCCUGAAGAACCUGGUGGUAGAGAGAUUACAUUCAAACGUGUAUUGUUGAACAAUUGUCAAGAGGCAUUUGAAGAUGCCAGCAAUUUACAGGCCGAAGUUGAGAAAUUGACUGGUCCAGACCAAGAGAUGGAGAGAUGGGAUAAAGAAAGGCUAGUUAAGCUUCGAACUCUUGGAAACAUUCGCCUGAUUGGUGAGCUGCUGAAGCAGAAUAUGGUGACAGAGAAGAUAGUUCAUCACAUUGUUCAGGAGCUGCUUGGUUCUGGUAGCAACACAUGCCCUGCUGAGGAAAAUGUUGAGGCCAUCUGUCAGUUCUUCAACACAAUUGGCAAACAGUUGGAUGAUAAUCCAAAGUCUCGUCGAUUUAAUGACGUAUACUUCAACCGUGUGAAGGAGCUUACAACUAAUUCUCAGUUGGCACCACGAUUGAGGUUCAUGGCACGUGAUGUCCUUGAACUCCGUUCAAACAACUGGGUGCCUAGACGUGAGGAGAUAAAAGCCAAAAAAAUCAGUGAAAUUCAUAGAGAGGCAGAAAAGAAUCUUGGAUUGCGGCCUGGUUCAACCGCAAACAUAAGAAAUGGUCGUACUGGUACCGGAGGGCCACUUCCACAAGGAUCUUUUCCAACGAACGGACCUGGAACUGGUGGCAUGAUGCCUGGUAUGCCUGGUGUGAGAAAGAUGCCCGGAAUGCCUGGGUUAGAUAACGAUAACUGGGAAGUUCCACGUUCUAAAUCGAUGCCCAGAGCUCAGCCACUUCGCAACCAGGCCCAGCUGAUGAAUAAGCCAUCGUCUGUUAAUUCUAGGCUACUUCCUCAAGGCAGUGGAGCAUUAACUAGUGGCAAAACAAGUGCCCUUGUGGGCAAUGGUGGUCCAAUAUCCUGUCCAUCAAGUUCUCCUGGUGUGACUGUCACACCAGCUCAAACUGUGGGGCCACCAAAGUCCCUCAUCCCAUCUCCAUCUCUAGCACCUGCAGUUGAGAAGCCAGUUGCUGCUCCGAAGUCAAACUCUGCUGAUCUUCAGAAGAAGACCACCUCUCUUCUUGAGGAGUAUUUCCACAUCCGAAUUCUAGAUGAAGCACAACAGUGCAUUGAGGAGCUGAAGGGUCCUGGUUACUACCCAGAAGUUGUUAAAGAAGCCAUCAAUCUUGCUCUUGACAAAGGUGCCAAUUCAAUUGAUCCUCUUGUGAGGCUAUUUGAACACCUUCACAGCAAGAAUAUUUUCAAGGCGGCAGACUUGGAAACUGGUUUCUUGCUUUACGGGUCUCUUCUGGAUGAACUGGCUAUCGACCUUCCGAAAGCUCCAGCACAUUUUGGUGAGGUUAUUGGGCGGCUGCUCUUGUCACGUUGCUUGGGCAUUGGAGUUGUUGAGGAUGCCCUAAAGAAAAUGGAGGACAGCUUCUUCCGUGCGGUGGUUUUCAAAGCUGCAAUGAAAGCCAUCGAAGCAAAUCCGUCAGGUCAGGCUCUCCUGAGCUCUCAUGCCGCUGAGAUCAACGCUUGUAACGAUCUUUUGUCCACGAAAUAAAUAUUUGUGCUAGCUUAACUGGAAAAGCAGGAACUCGCAAUUUAUUACAAUUAACCGUUUCUCAGGUUUUGCCCUAGUGUUGAGAAAUUACAAUGCUGCGUUAGUGAGAAACAGUAUUCGUGAGCUGUAUUUUGUUUUUGGGAGGUUAGACGAGUGCUUAUUGUCACUUGGACAUUGAAAGAAAGGACGGUAGAAAGCCACCAAUUUUGUUCUCUUGUAACGGCAAGUUAAUUUUCUGUAGCAUGAGAUGAACUGAGCAUUAACGUGGUCUUUUUCUUUUUCGCCACAUUUAUGAUAUUAUUAGUUUUCUGCACC
This is a messenger RNA of Phragmites australis (common reed), 2794 nucleotides long. Its product is annotated as eukaryotic translation initiation factor-like. The record is from RefSeq and is a predicted model, not a curated record. NCBI's taxonomy places the organism in Eukaryota, Viridiplantae, Streptophyta, Magnoliopsida, Poales, Poaceae. Gene Ontology annotation, molecular function: protein binding; translation initiation factor activity; mRNA binding. Gene Ontology annotation, cellular component: eukaryotic translation initiation factor 4F complex. The transcript is spliced from 9 exons. Bases 173 to 2479 code for a protein of 768 amino acids.